GCUGAGGCGUCACUUCCGGGAGGUGGCUGGAGCCGGAGCGGCGGCGCCGGGUCUGCGCGAAGCCCGGAGAAACUUCCCCCCUCCCCCCCCCCCGGGACCGGCCGGGACCCCCCCAGUCCCCCCCGCUCCUCCCGUCGCGCUCGCUGCGGCCCGGGCAGCGUCGCCGCCCCUGCCCGCCGCCCCGGAGCGGGGGGGCCCGGUGAGGGCCGGGGGCUCGCGGCGGCCGCCCGGGGCAUGCGGCCGCGGCCGCGGGGCGCGCACUAUGUGGUACAUCAUGCAGAGCAUCCAGAGCAAGUACUCGCUGUCGGAGCGGCUCAUCCGCACCAUCGCCGCCAUCCGCUCCUUCCCGCGGGACAACGUGGAGGAUCUCAUCGGCAGGGGUGCGGAUGUGAACUGCAUGCACGGGACGCUGAAGCCGCUGCACUGCGCCUGCAUGGUGGCUGAUGCCGACUGCGUCGAGCUGCUGCUGCAGAAGGGAGCGGAGGUGAACGCUCUGGAUGGCUACAACCGAACAGCCCUUCACUACGCAGCGGAGAAGGACGAAACGUGCGUGGAAAUCCUCUUGGAAUACGGAGCCAACCCCAACGCUCUGGACGGGAACAAGGACACCCCCUUGCACUGGGCAGCCUUCAAGAACAACGCGGAGUGCGUGCGGGCGCUGCUGGAGAACGGCGCCCUGGUGAACGCCCGCGACUACAACAACGACACGCCGCUGAGCUGGGCCGCCAUGAAGGGCAACCUGGAGAGCGUCAGCGUCCUGCUCGACUUCGGCGCCGAGGUCCGUGUGGUCAACCUGAAAGGGCAAAGCCCCAUCUCCCGUCUGGUGGCUUUGCUGGUUCGGGGCUUGGGGACGGAGCGAGAGGAUUCCUGCUUCGAUCUUCUCCAUCGAGCUAUCGGACACUUUGAGCUGAGGAAAAACGGGAGCAUGCCCUGGGAGGUGUCCCGGGACCAGCAGCUCUGCCAGAAGCUCACCCUGCUCUGCUCGGCCCCGGGGACACUGCAGACACUGUCACGUUACGCCGUCCGCCGCAGCCUGGGCGUGCGGUUCCUGCCCGAGGCCGUGAAGCAGCUGCCUCUGCCCACCUGCCUCAAGGAGUACGUGCUGCUGCUCAGCUAAGCCGAGGACGGGGCGCCGGGAUGAAGGAUGAGGAUGGUUUGGGGCUCGUGGGUGCUGCAUCCCCCUCCCCACUCGCUGGUUUUCAUCCUGCUCUGCCCGGCAGGGACCCAUUGGUGCUGCUCGUGGUGUCUCUGUGCCCUCAGCGCCUGCUCGGUGGCUCCUGCCACGCUCUGUCCCUUCAUGAGAUGGACUGUCCCCUUUCAUGGCAAAUGACACCCCAGCUGAUGAAUUAACCUGGGUUUUCCCCUCUUUUUUUUUGCCCUGGGGAAGGAAAGCUUUCUAGGCAUGAGGAGAACAGAGAGACCCUCCUUUGGAGAAGGUGUUCUCAGACCCAGAGAAUCCCAUGGGAUGUGGAUUAAGCCACCUUACGUGUGUGUAGUGAGCCCAUGUGAUAGCGCAGCCAGCACCUUCGCUCGUCACUUGGACCCACACACGGCCGCAGCACCCUACAGCACCCUGCACAUGGGGAAGAGCUCGUGUGUCCUCAUCCUUUCAACGCCUGGAAGUGUAUUUUUCCCUUCUUACCUCUAAGCUGUGUCACCGCUGUAGAGGGGAAGAGGGUGGGAGCACCCCACAAGCCGGCACUUGGCUGUGAGCAAAGGGAGCGUUUCCUUCCCGCUCCAGAGUAGCUGCGCUCGGAGCUCGGGAUGCUCCGUGGCCUGGAGCAGAGGGUCUCCCUCCCGUCUGCCACAUGAUAACCCACCCAAGCUCUUCCUUCGCUUUGGUUUGCACCAUUAACUCACUGUUUGUUGUUGAUUUCGUGUGUGUGUGUGGAUGGAUUUCAGGAGGAGGUGUGAGGACGUGCUGGCCGCGGGGCACCGGGCAGGACCCCCGUGGGCAGCGCCCCCUCUCCCUUCGCACCGUCGUGUAUCCAUGGAAAUAAACUUUGGAAAGUGCA
This is a messenger RNA of Strigops habroptila (Kakapo), 2015 nucleotides long. RefSeq names its product ankyrin repeat and SOCS box containing 8 (gene ASB8). The record is from RefSeq and is a predicted model, not a curated record. Bases 263 to 1117 code for a protein of 284 amino acids. Gene Ontology annotation, molecular function: protein binding. Lineage: Eukaryota; Metazoa; Chordata; Aves; Psittaciformes; Psittacidae. The transcript is spliced from 3 exons. Gene Ontology annotation, biological process: intracellular signal transduction.